ACUUCAGAGCUGCAUUAACACAAUAGUAAAAAAUCCUUGGCAGUCUGUUUCACUGAGGUGCCUCUGUCUUUUCUGUGGUCAAGAUGUUUGUGGAUGAGCGGAUCCUGACUCUUUUCAAAAGGAAUGCCCAUCACACGCUGACCUACUGGAGUGUUUUCUUCAGCUUCGGACUCUGCAUCGCUUUCCUCGGACCUACAAUUUUGGACUUGCAAUGUCAGACGAACUCAACACUAAGUCAGAUCACCUGGGUGUUCUUCUCACAGCAGUUCUGCUUGUUGAUCGGCAGCUCAAUCGGAGGUGUUUUCAAGAGGACGUUGUUCAGUGCUCUAUCUGCCUUAUUUGUCUCCGCUCUCCUCAUCUCUGUAAUAUUUGCCAUCAUCCCUCUGUGCAAUAAUGUUCUCCUGCUUGCCAUCGCCAUGGCUGUGUCUGGGUUUGCGAUGGGCAUUAUCGACACCAUCGCUAACAUCCAACUGGUGACCAUCUAUCAGAGGGACUCGGCUGUUUUCUUACAGGCUCUUCAUUUCUUCAUUGGGUUCGGAGCCCUGGUGAGCCCACUGAUUGCAGAUCCUUUCCUCUCAGAGACGGGUUGUGGGAAUCACACAGGGAACGGGACUGAGAUCAUGCAUCAUUUCAGGAACAUGCUGAGAAACAGUCCGAUUGCAGAGCACAACAUAACUCAGAGCCCCCUACCCCACGAGGGAGGAGAAGAGGAGUCCAUUGUGCAAUACGCUUUCUGGAUCAUGGCGCUUAUCAAUCUGCCCGUGCCCAUUGCAGUCCUGUUCCUGAUGUAUCGGGAGAAGCUGAUCCCGUGUUGCCCCAGCGGCACUCCUCGUCUUCUGGACAAAGAUGAACUAGCAAUGGAGACCCAGCAGGGGGCAGAGGGCUCAGACGUGGAGCAGAAGGAACAUGAAGUUGGAGGUCAUGGGGAUAUCUUUAGCUGCUGUCAGAAUGAUAACCUGCGCGGGCUGCCAGUAUCCUUCUUUAUGAUUCAUAUCCUCGGUGGGAUGGUGCUCUUCAUGACCGAUGGCAUUGUGGGUGCAUACGCUGGCUUUGUCUACACCUACGCUGUGGCACCACCUAUGUUACUGCCUCAUAAGACAGCAGGUUACCUGGCCAGUAUCUUUUGGGCAGCGAUCACUGCUGGACGCCUCCUGUCCAUUCCUCUGUCAUACCGUUUUCAGCCUGUGAGACUGCUCAUGUUCAACCUGGCAGGUGCUAUUGUUACAGUCUUGAUGCUGCUUAUUUUCUACACCAGCAGCACCUUUCUGUUUGCCGGGACGUGUUUAUGUGGGCUCUUCCUUAGCAGCAUAUUCCCCUGUAUGCUGGCCUAUACUGAGGACAUCCUUGAUUAUCAGGGAUGUGCAACGUCAGUCCUGGUGACAAGUGCAGGAAUGGGAGAGAUGGUAAUGCAGGUUCUGGUUGGCUCUAUUAUCCAGACUGAAGGCAGCUACAGCUUCCUGCUGUGUGGAAUGAUAAUCGCCUGCAUCGGUUUUAUCCUCUUCAUUGGUCUCCUGCUGUUCCAUCGAAUGCACAGAAAUUACCUCACAGGAACGACGAAAAAAUCAGCCAUGGUGGAGGAACCAGCAACAGAGCAGAAUGGAUCAGCCAGAACGGAACAGAAAGAGGAGGCAGCUGAGAGCAGCUGAGAGGGGCAGCAGCUGUGUUUUGUCCUUUAGUGGCUACUGUAGGGGAUGAAGUAUUACAACAAUCUAUCAUCAAAGAUGAUGGAUCAAAGAUGUUUUACCAAAGCCUACCAAAUGAACAUUGUGCCAAAACACUUCUAUUAUGCUGGAAAUUACACAGUACUUGCAAAGAAGAUAGAGUGCCACACUGUACUGUUAGAAGUUAUAGUUCUAAGUUUUAGGUUGUUUUUCAAAUUUCACAUUGUGGAUUGGUCUGUUUUAUAUUGCAUCAGGGUUUGAAAUUUACAAUAUAAAGAUUGUGAUUGCCUGUAUGAUAUGUUUAAAGGUCUAAUGUGUAGGAUUGAGCAGCAUCUAGCAGUGAGGCUGCAGAUUGCAACCAUAGACUGUAUGUAAAGCUGGACGACAUGACAGCUCCACAAAAGUGAAGCCAGAACAUCUUGAUCGCCCCCCGGUGGCUGGCUGCAGUAAAGAUCAAAAAGCCUGCCCUCUUCAUGUUAGUGAAUGGGACAUGGGCCCAACUAAAAACUCAAAGUACACAUCAAAUACAUUUUUCCCAAAGAUGGUUUCUGUCAUUUAAGGUAGUUUUUAUGAGGCUGAUGUUUGUUUGUGUUCGUUUUUCUGGUAAAUUUGGAUGUAAUUAGUUAUUUAAUCCCAUAAAACGGCAAUAUAACAACAUGAUUGACAUCUGUAUGUGCUGAUUGGUGGGCUUGCAUUCAGUGGCACUGCUCACGAUCGGUCAGACGGGUGUAUAGGCGGGAAAUUUGAUAACACUGACAUCACUGCUGUGCAGACUCUAGCUCCGAAUGACGUCACUGGAGCAGGGUAGCUGCGGCCAUACAGUAUUUGGGAUAUUUUAGCUUCACUAAGUGUAACCAACAGAAAUGACCUGCUCUGUAUGUAGAUAUAAACAACUCAUGUUAAGGUUACAAAAUCAGAAUGAUUCUUAGUUUCAGUUUGAUUAAAUAUAAAAAACUUUUAUUAUUAUUAUUAUUAUAUAUGU
Molecule: messenger RNA, 2643 nt
Organism: Epinephelus lanceolatus (giant grouper)
Lineage: Eukaryota; Metazoa; Chordata; Actinopteri; Perciformes; Serranidae
Gene: slc60a1b
Product: solute carrier family 60 member 1b
Biological process (GO): transmembrane transport
Molecular function (GO): D-glucose transmembrane transporter activity
Source: RefSeq, a predicted model, not a curated record